AUGCUGUCUGCUGACGACUGUUGGACCAACUACCGUCUGGUUGUCACGCGGAUAAGAUGGACUCUGAAGAAGAAGACAAUCCCCUCAAGAUCAAAUCCACCUUCCCGGAGGAAGUACGACACCACUGCCAUCCGAUACCUCCAGAAGAUCUGGGAGAAGAAACAGAUUCCUCAAGAUCUCAAAGAUACAGUCAUUGUCACCAUCUUCAAGAAAGGGGAUAGGAGUCUUUGUGGUAACUAUCGUGGCAUCUCUCUGCUUUCAAUCGCAGGCAAGAUCAUCGCACGAUUCUUGUUACGUCUCCAAGCAGUAACUGAGUCAGUCUUUCCUGAGUCACAGUGUGGUUUCAGAAGGUCAAGCGGUACCAUCGACAUGAUCUUUUGUGCACGUCAGAUCCAGGAGAAGAGCCAGGAGCAGCAGACACCUGUCUUUUUUAUCUUCUACGACUUGGAAAACGCUUUCGACAGUGUCUCAAGAGAGGUCAUGUGGGAUAUCUUGCAUCGUUACGGUUGUCCUGGAGGAUUCCUCUCACUGAUCAAGGGUUUCCAUGAUGACAUGUGGGGAAGAGUCCUUUAUCAUUUCUGA
This is a messenger RNA of Octopus bimaculoides (California two-spot octopus), 582 nucleotides long. RefSeq lists its product as uncharacterized. NCBI's taxonomy places the organism in Eukaryota, Metazoa, Mollusca, Cephalopoda, Octopoda, Octopodidae. The record is from RefSeq and is a predicted model, not a curated record.